Messenger RNA from Lucilia cuprina (Australian sheep blowfly), 9295 nucleotides. Its product is annotated as serine-rich adhesin for platelets. The transcript has 5 exons. Bases 2107 to 5244 code for a protein of 1045 amino acids. The record is from RefSeq and is a predicted model, not a curated record. NCBI's taxonomy places the organism in Eukaryota, Metazoa, Arthropoda, Insecta, Diptera, Calliphoridae.
UGGUAAUUCAGUUAAGUGGAAACACUGAAGCGAUUCGCACGCAAAAAAAUUAUCUCCAUCAGUUUGGCUCAGUUUGACAAAAUACACAAACAAAAGAAAUAGAACAGACUAAAAUAAUUAUAUUUAUAUAGAACAAGUGAAUACAUUUACAAAAUUAUACGAAAUGUGAAAAGAAUUUUAACAUUGUUAUACUUUAAUCAACUUUUGUUCUUAAUUUUUAUUUAAAUAAAAUGUUCUAUUACUAAAUCUUAACUUGAAAAAAGUUUAAUUUUUCUUUUGUAACAACACAGCUGAAAACAUAUUUAAGGACCGUGGAAAUUUUUAUUAACGUUCUGGUUUAAAAAUAUAGAAAAACGACUAAAAAUAAAAAACGUCUAAACUAAUGCAAUCAAUUGCAAUCAAGACAUAAAGAAAUAAAAUUACGGUUUCGUGUUUUAGUCAGUUAAAUAAAGGUUUUCAGAGUGUGUCUGUCUUUCCACCCGUCUGUCUGUCUAUUUGUCUCCCUUUUUGCCCGUCGAACGAUCUGUGUGUGAGUGAUUUUUGUGUUUCUAAUUCUAAAAGAAAAACAAAUUCAAUAUUUUUCUUAUUGAAAUUUCAAAAAUAAAAAAUACGAAAAGAAAAAAAAUAAUCAGAUGUUUGUAUGUAUUAAAUGUAUAGUGUAUGUAUGUUAGAAGUACAUCACCUUGGUUUAAUAUUAGCUUAAGUUGGCUUAAAUGAAAAAAAUUUCCCCUUCUAAAUCGUUGGUUAAUUGAAACAGCAACAACAACAACAUAAGUAAGAAGAAAAACGUAAAUAUGUAUAAAAACGCCUAUAUUUGGCCAAGAAAUUGUAUUACACAGUGAAAAAUGAAUUUUGAAAAUGUGCAAUAUUUAUUUAGCACAAACUACAAUAACAAUAACAACAACAAACAACUUUUUUAUUAAACGUGGCUUAAAAUAAUAACGGUUUCUCUUAAAAAAUAUAAAAAACAAAGAGUAAAGCAAAAUCUUUUGUAACCAGUUAACAACAACUAAUAACACAAUUGGGAUUAAAUAUACAACAACAGCAAGAAAAAGGAAGAAAAUCGAAAGCUUCAAUUAAAGCCACCAACGAACGAAUGUGGGUGAAUUAAUUAUUUAUUAUUUUGCGCUUUUUGAUUGGGGCUGUAAUAACGAACGAAGUAACGAUCAAACCAAAGGUAUUGUCAGCAUUUGCCACACAAUCAACCAGCAACAGCGGCACCAGCAUCAACAUCAACUACUAUAAAUAACAUUAACAAUUGCGCAGCAACAAAGAGAUUUUUUUCUUCACAAAAAAAAAAAAAAAAUAAUAAAAAUAAAAAAACCGAAAAAUACCAAAAGUGUGUAACAACACCCUCACAGGAGUAGUAAUAGAUACCCUAAAGAUAAUAAAUAUACAUAUUUAGAAACAACAAUAACAACGACAAUAAUACUAUACUAUUAAUAAAAUAAGAUAAAAGAGAAAAAAACCAACAAUUCAUAUUAAUAAUGUUUCAACGGUUUAAACAAAACUUUACGCCAGCAACAAAAAUGGUAGCAACAACAAUAACAAAAACAAUGGGAGCAACAAUACCAUUAUUAUGAUUCACAGAGAAUUUAAAGACGAUCCAACAGCGAUCAAUGAAUGAAUGAAUCACAAACUAUUAAACUCUUUAUUAACAUUUGAUUAAUAAAAUUAAACAAAAAAUAAAGUAUUAAACCUGAAAAAUUCCAAAAAUAAACGACAACAACAAAAACUUAUCAAAAAGACAAUUGGAAUAUUAACAGCAAAAAACCAAAACUUAAACGGAGAUAUUUAGACUGAAAAUUACCAACAGAGUUGUUGUGUUCAAAUUCGAUACGCUCUUGUUGGUUCAUCAUCCAAUCAAUAGCAAUAGUAACAACAACAACAAAUAUAAACCGCCACAUAACUAAAGUCAAGAACAUACAGAGAUAGUAGUCGCAGCGACUUGAUCAUCACAGCGACAGAACAGCAGAAUCUUCACCAUCAUCUUGAUAGUGAAACAACCUAAUUCCGCAAAGCAGCCGAUCAACAACAACAACAAUAACACAUCAUACAAAAAUAACACACCGCAUCGUCUCACAUCUCGACUCACAGGUUAAAGGCAUGGCACACUUUUGCGGAUUUAUAAAAUUGAUAUUUCUACUUCUGAUGUUGGCGCGAAUACCGUCUAAUGAGACAAGGCCACUCAAAGGAAAUUCUCAAGCCAAUAGUGAUCUCAUUGCAGGCAAUGAGUUUCUCAAACUAUUUAUGGAACAUGAUCAGUUAGAAAAAGAUUUCCAAAGUAGUGGGGGCAGUGGUAGUAGUAAUGCGGGUGCAGAAAAAAUAAAGGAUGUAGUGGCAGCUACGAAAAAAGAAGAGUCAUUCGACAAAAAAUCCGCCGAAACGGGGAGAAGGUCUAGUAGCGGUAGAAGUUUAAAAGACAAGGGACCCAAGCUUAAUCAGGCCGAGGGUCAGUUGGAGGAUAGUAAACAAGUAGUUAAAUUAGUUACCUCAGGUAGUAAAAUUGUGUUUUUAGAAGAUUACGAUGAAAAUGAUGCCAUCUUAGAUGCUGAAGUCAGAGAUAUUGAUUUAAAAAAAGAAAUAUUUAAACAAAAAACUCAUCCCAAUUUAGAUGAUUACAAAGUGGUGGCUGUGAGUGUUUCCUCUUCUAGUCAACGAGGCACAGCUACAGCCAGAAAUCGCUUUACCAAUAAAGCCAGUUCAGUCAAAUAUGAAAAGCGACCGUUAACAACAGCGAUAACAACCAGCACAACAACUACUACUAGCAAAACGAUCACAACUAUGACACCUAAACCACCAACAGCGACUACUGUCAGAUCACAAACAUCACCUGCGUUGUUGUCGUCAUCGGCAUCAUCAACUAAAAUCGAUACCACAGUUGGAGACAACUUUAUCAAUCGCUCACAUAAAAGUGAGUUUUCCAUAGAGGAAGUUGAACCUCUGACAAUGACACAGCAUAAAUCACGUAAAAUAAUUCAAUCACGUCAUCGUAAAUACCCGGUAACAAGUGUAGCAGACACAUUGGAAGCUUUAGAUUCAGAAAAUAGUGCUUCUACCAAUAUACAAAAUGUUUUAGCAGCACCGCUACAAACGUCCGCUUCAGCACGUUCCACAUCAAUGGUGACAACUACGUAUCACAGUGGUCAACGUAAUAUGACCAUUAAUCACGAUUCGAAUUUGCAUAUGGCUCAGUCUCGUCAUAAAACCGCAACUGGAACGACUACAAACACCAGCGAUGACAAGUUUAAAGGUGGUGAUAUGCAGCAACAACAACAGCAAAUGACAAAUGGUGGUAUAGAAGAUCAGUUGUUACCAUUUCAAACUGUUAUAUACCAUGAUAGUAAAGCAGGUCAUGGUCCACAAUCACGCUCAAUUUCCUAUUCUUCAAUCUCACAAAAUGUGGAAGAUUUAAAGAAGUGGCAACAAUCGGGUAUCUUAGCCGAAGCACGACGUAAUGUCAGUGAGAGUUUAAAACCCAUGCCCAGAUCUAAUGUUUCCUUAUCAAAUCAUCAGCCAGAACCAGCUAAAUUCUAUUCACAACCUUCAAAAAUGUAUAGCGAACCAUCAAAAUUUUAUUCUGAACCUUCCAAGGUCUAUUCAGAACCAGCAAAAGUAUAUGGAGAACCUGAAAAAUUUUACUCCGAACCUGCUAAAGUUUAUGGACAACCAUCAAAAGUGUAUUCAGAACCCUCCAAGGUAUAUUCGCAGCCGGCUAAAGUCUACAGCGAACCAGCCAAAACAUACUGGCCUAUUUUAACAGCCACUUCAACUCAAACCCCCCUUACAUUACCUCCAACUAAUGCUCCCACAAUCUCUACCAUUCCGCCAACAUCACUUCCGGUAAAUAUACAUCAAUCAUCGAGAAAACCUGCCAUAGUUUCACGCAUUGCAUUUGGUGAAGCCCAUUUGGCAUCAAGCACAUCUACUAGCACUAGUACUACAACAACAACCACAACUGCUCCAUUGACCACAACAACGCGAUCAUAUGGCUCACAUAGUCAGCAUCAUCAUUAUUCUCGUACAUAUAGCAGUCAUCGUAAUCCAUCAAUUUCUUCUUCGUUUAACAAUGAAAAUUCAUCCUUGUCAUCUUCAUCCUCAUCAACUUCAUCAACACCUUCACGUCGUAUACUUUUUAAUCUAGACCGUUUACCGUAUGAUCUUUUAAAUGCACCUGAACCAUCGAUACAGCAGCAACAACUUUUGGAACUGCAAAAAACCAAGAGGCCACAACAGACAUUAACAUACCAGCAGUCGAAUCAGCAGCAGCAACCGCAACAGCGUCAUAAUAUAAAUCCAUGUUUAGAGUCAGCAGUUACUUCAUUAUUUUCAUCAUCAUCUUUAUCUGCUCAUCCAGCAUUACAAAAACAACGUCAACAUACAUCAUUGUCAGAUCAACAACAACAUUCUAAUCAAAAUGCCAAAGGAUUGCCCAACGGAGAUCUAGUCAAAUGUGUAGCUGAAAUUUCCCAUACAUCAGCAGCUGCCGCUACUCACGAUGAUAGUAGUGAUGAUACUGGUGGCGGUGUUGAAGUAUUUACCACCGAACGCAGUCAUCUUGAAGAGCUUUUCACGCCGACCCCAGAGCAAAAUUACGAAAUAGAAGAAUCUGUUAGUGUAAUGACAAAUGGGCGAGCCCAUAGCGGUGGUAGAAACAGUUUGACACAUCCAACCACAUCACCCAUACACCAACAACAGCAUCAUGGUUUCAAGCCGAAUAGACAACGAACUCGCGUACACUUUGGUACGAAUGUCGAAAAUCCAGAGGUUCACGAUGGCGGACAUCAUCAUCAUCAUCAUAUGAGUCAAACAUCGUACAACACCAACGCAAAUGCCAAUACAGACACCAGAAACAAUAGACACCACAGUACUCCAGACUACAAUCAGUAUGAUGACGAUAGUGAUGGUGGCGGUGGUGGUGACGAUAGUGGAGAUAAUGGUGCAGCGAAGAAUAAUGAUUAUGAUGAUGGUGGUUCCCCUGUCAAUGGCAAUAAUGAUGAUGGCAGCAAUGGUGAUGGUGGCGGUGAUGAUAAUGAUGACUCUAAAGUGGCCUAUAUUGUUGAGGGUCACAACUAUCGCAAAUAUCGCGUCGAAGAAGAAACCGAUGAUGGAUUCAUUGUAGGCGAAUAUGGUGUUGUAGAUCAUAAUGAUGGCAACUUGCGAGGUGUGCGUUACACAGCCGACUCGACCAUCAAUCGUAGUCUAAUACAAAAGGCCUUGUUGACAUUUUUAAAACUAAAGUAAUCUAAUGGUAAAGCGGAGUAACAAUGAGGGAAACAGUAGAGUUGACAAGUAAUUGCAAUCGUAUGGUAUGGUCAGUAGAAGUUUAAGAUGAUGGUAUUAACUAUUUGUGAUGAUUCCUAAUACAAAACAAACAAACAACUUUAAAGUAGAAAACAAGAUAAAAUAUAGGUUUGCUAUUUUUAAAGAUCAGUAGUUUAAUAGUUACUUUGUUUAGAUUUAAGAGUAUAGUUUAUAGAAAAAAGUUCAAUUUGUUUGAAAUAAGAAACGAAAUGCAACAAACAAACAAAUAACCAACCAACAAAACCAAUCAAUAAAACGUAUGUGAUUCAAGUCUUAUUUUAAAAGAAAAAGUAGUUUUUAAUUUAUGUAGUAAUUUUAGUUUUAUUUUUCAACCUACAUACUUACUUACAUAUAAUAUGUGUCUUGUGCAAUAUGUGGCCCCAAAAGGAACAUUUUCUUAUUUGCUUUUAGAAUUUCAAACGAUUUUGAAUCAUUCGGCUUGCUGAUAUCUCAAGUCUAGCGCAAAGUAUUAAUAAAUUUGUAAAAUAUUAAGUUAUUUUUGAACAUUGGACGCUAUUAUUUUUUAUAUUCUAUGUUUAUACAUAUACGUUUUGUAAAAAUGCAAAAACCUUUAAAAUAUCAUAAGUCAACUUAUAAUAGUUAAGUAAUACUGGUAAUACUUUUGCAAUUCUUAAUCAAUCCAUUUUUCAUAAUUUCUAUUCAUUGCCAUUACUCCCUCUAAAACUGUAUAAUUUUUGAAUCCACUGAAGUUUAAGUUACGUUUAACCUAGUAACAAAAACAAAUUCAAUCCUUUUCUGCCGCCCAUGUUGGACAAGACAUUAUUGUAUGUAUUUUUAUAAUUUUUGAGUUUAUAAAUAUGUAUUUAUAACUAGAAACGAUUAAUCGUUCAAUGUACUAGUUAGUUAGUAUCCAUUCAUUCCUUUUAGCCUAAAUACAGUUUUAGUCUGAAUGUUUUCUUUUCGUAGUAUGUGUAACUUAAUUUAUUAUAAUAGUUGUAGUUAUUGUUAUAAAAUGUUUAUCGUUAUUUUUAAUUUAUUUACAUUAGUGUAUAAUAUUGCUACUCAUAUCAACAAAAAAAACGUACAGUUGUGGUCAAAAUUAUAAAUACAUUAAUGUAUAUCUCAAACAAGAGAUUAAGCUAUAAAAUUUUUAUUAAUCAUCAGAAAAAGCAUACAUUUUUUUAAUUUUGAUGAAAAAUUGCAUUCAGCGAUCUUUAAUUGUCCCUGGAUCGUUAAUUUAUAUAAAUAAAGCUGAAGGCAUAUCAAUUGUCUUAAAAUAAUUUCUGAAUUGAAAAAUCCAUGUUUGUUCAUAUGUUUGUUCUCCAUCCAUCCAUGAAAUUUUGUAAUAAAAUUUUAAAUACUUAUAACAUCAUUUUUGGCCCAAAGAAAAAUAUUGAUAUUGGUUUAAAAUAUGUUUUUAAUUUCACGUAGCCCCAUGCAAUUCUGAUGCUUUAUAACUCAUAAUUAUUUUAACUAAUCAAGCGAACCAUUAUAUGAAACCGAUGUCUUCCAAUCGGGAUGAAAUUUGCAGCAAUAUUAGUCCUAUUGGAAGGUAAGGUAAAUUUUUCACAAGACCGGUCAAAAGCUUUCGGAGUUUAUAUGAUCAAAGUUUGAUACCACUUAACUACCACUUGGGACAAGCCCGUAUUGAAAUGGUUAGUCACUUGGAUAACAUAUUGUCUAGCUAGUAUUCAGUACGACUGGUGCAAAAUUUAUCCUGAUAAGACGACAUCGGUUUCAAUAGUUGGAGCACUUGACAUGAAAUCUCCCACAUAAGUAGUAUAAAUAAAUCGAAAAAAAGUAAAAUUCAAUGUAUACAAAAGUAAGAAAAUAAAGUGGAUCAUUGUCGAUUAUAUGAUACCCUACAUACUUAUUAUCUAUACUUUAAUUUGUGUUUUCUGGGUAUUAAACAAAUAUUACUAUUGACAUAUAAUUAACAUAGAAGAUUUUUAUACCCUUUUUUAGGAUGGUCAUUUUUAAUUUAGUUAUUUUUUUAAAUCAUAGAUAUUGAGAAUUCUGAAAUUCUUAUUGACUGUCUAUAAGUUAUUUUUUAAUUGUUGAAACAACAUAAUUCCACUCUUACGAAAUGUUCUUUAAUUUUGAACACUACUGUAUGCAUUCUCUAUUAUUAUUUUAUUAUUUUUUUGUUUCAUGAUAUUGUUUUGUUGUUUCAAACAAAAAGUUACCGCAUAGAUUCUUACAGAUGAAAACUACUUGCCAUAAAUAUUUAAGAGUAUUUCUACUAUAAACUAAAAUUAAUCUACACAAGAGCAGUUAGUAGCAGAAGUUAGUAGAAGUAGCAGCAAAAAAAAAGUAAAACAAAAAACUGAAACUAAUUUAAUAAGAGAAUAUAAAACAAAUUUAAAACUAAAUCUCUAUUAUUCAACAAAAAAUAAAAAUAAUACUCGUAAUUGUAGCUUAUUAUUUGUUAGUUGUAUGUAUCUAUCUAUGUAUCUAUGUAUCUUUGUACCUAUAUAUGUUUCUAUCUAUAAUAUAUAAGUAGUACAUGUAUGUAUGUAUUUAAAUGUGUAGUAUUGAUGUAACUUUAGUAAACUUAACUAAAAACUAUUGUAACUAUAAUUUUAAAACAACAACAAACGAAAUAUGAAAAAAAUGGAAUAAAACAAUGCUUAAAGUUUACUUAGUUAAGUUUAUUUAAACAAAUGUUUGUAACUAAAACUAAAGAGGAGGAAAAAUGGUAUUACACCAUAUAUUCGACAUAGUAUUGUUAACAAGAGUACUUAGCAGUUCGGUCGGACUCUCCCGAACUAAUUAUUAAACCUACUAAUUAGGGUUUCCCUUAGCCAUUGACUGUCCAAAAAUCUAGCUGUUUUAACAUGUGCUUGUCCUACGAGGAAGUCAAUCAUUAAGCUAUAGAAGAGAUGAACGGACAGAUUAAAUUGAAUUUUUAUGUCACGAUUAUCUUCACUUUCGUUUACAAAGGAACACCCGUGACAAAAGACGAAUUACGGUUAGACGUUAGUCGAAAUUGCUGUCUUUGCUGUCUUUUUUUUAAUUUUUACCAAAUUAACUAUUUAAAGUUUGAUAAACUUAUAAUUAAUUAGGAUAUUACAAAGAUAACGUAAAUGAAGGGUGGAGGGGAUAUCACCAAACCGAAUAAUCGAUUUUAUCACAUUAUCAAAUUAUGUUUACGUUUAUCGAUUAUUUAUCAUCCUUGAAUGUUUGAAAGAUUAAUUUUGCAUAUGUUGGUAGGCAGACGAGUUUAAUUGUUUUUAAAAGGGCAAUGAAAACAUUUCACUGUGUGAAUUUUUUGUGCUAACUUUUUAAAUUUUUUUGUAUAAAAAAUAUAUUGGUUGGUGAUAGAAUAUUAAUAACACUGAACAACAAGUGAUAAUAGUUUCGUCGGUAUCAUAUAAAAUAAAUUUAAACCCCAGAACUGCCCCUGGGUCACAUGCGUCAAAUACAAAGAACCCCUGCGAUGAAGAACAAAAUGUUGUUAAAAUUUAGAAAAAAUCAGUAGCAAAUUGUUUUAAUUUUUUUGUUGAGUUAUAGCGAAUUUACCCCAUGAAUUGGUCGGUAUAUCACCGUUUUUGAUCAGUUCUGAAAAGUUAAAAAAAUGUACAUUAAGAUGGCAUAGGAAAAAUUUAAAUGGAUUAAACUAAAGACAAUAUAUUAAAGUGUGAAUUGUGGUUUUAAUCAAGAACGCCUCAAAAAUAGGGGCGAACCUAUAUGCACAUGUACUAAAAUUACUAAUACAAAUUACUAAUACAUUCUUUUAUCAACCCUUUUUAAUGUCAAAUCAAACCGAAUAUUCUGAAAAUACGUAUAUUGUAAGACCACUCUGACCAAAAAAAGAUUAAGUUUCUCGUAUUAAAAAAAGAUCAGUCAUUGAAUCCAGAAUUUUCUACAUGAUUAAGGGAAAACCGUACGGCAUAUAUUACUAAUGAUUUUGUUCCACGAUAACAAUUUUAAACGAAAGCUAAAUACUGUUUAAACUACAACUAAAUCAUACUAUCAAAAUUUCAUAAAACCUUUCAAAUAAAAGCAAGUUGACAAUGUAAUUAAUAUA